CGGUCAUUUGGUUGUUGUCCGCGCGUACGUGAAUCAUGCGCGCUGAUUAAGCGUACACGGCGCUGGUCUAUAGGUGUUCUGUGGCUAGGUCGAGGCGAAACGAAACGGGAGCUGCUGCAUCCGGCUACACGCUACAACAGCGGCUCAUCGCGAAUGUGUCGCCGCUGCGAACGGCAGGCGGAGCACAGGAACGCAUUCGCUGCUGCUACGCUGCCUCUCGACGCAUCGACAGCGGCGUUGGGUGUGUGCGUGCGUAGCAUCGGGGAGCUCGUAGUAAUCGGCUGCCAAAGUGGCGGGAGGAGUUCGCCGCGGGCAACUUGAAGAAAAAAAAGCAAGAGGGAGAGACCAGCAUGGCCAUGGCAACUCCGUCGUUCGGAGCAUGGCGGCCACCGUCUACCGCAUUCGUCGGGCAGUGCCCGCCAAGCUAGCGACCAGCUGACGGCCGAAACCGAAAUUCUUCAUCGCUACUGCGAUCAACUGCGGUAAGAGAGGAAGAGAGCGAGAGAAAUAGGUUAGGCCUAGUUGGAGAUCGCCGCUCGUUCGGGUAGCUGCGGUUCUGUGCGAAUUCAAGCCCGGCGUGUUUCCAGGAGUGAGCAAGAGGUGUUGUGUGGCGUUGUCGCUUCAGCGUGUUGCGCGAAAAAGAACGGAAAAAGUGGAAACACCUGAAAGGAGAGACGAAGUGAUCAGCAGCUCCGAUCGGCUACUACGAUCGCGCUGUGCGUGGGGUGUGCUCGUGUGAACGUGAGACUGUAAGCUGUGCGUGUGUAUGUCCGCUCCGCUACGGGUGCACGUACGUGCGUGUUUGUGGCGAAACUCGAGCGAAGUGUUCGUUUGCUGCUUCACCGGCAGGCGGUGGUGAUAUUUGGGACUUGGGGGGUGAACCUCGAACCUCCCUGAAGUUCUCCGGGUGCCUCGACGCAACGCUUUCCUUUGCAGGCGUGUUUCUUGGUGUUAAUUUGGAAAAAUGAAGCGAUUAGCUGGAAAAAGGACGUUGGGAAAGAUCAUCAUGCCAGAGCCCAACCAGAACCUUCAACAAAGAGUCACCCCUCCACGUAACCUGGACUCCCACGCGAGGCUCGUUGUGGAGGGCCAGGAAAUCGAGGUCUCCACGGACGACCUCCAGGUCAUCGAGGAGCUCGGGCGAGGCGCCUACGGGGUCGUUGAGAAAAUGGUCCAUGUACCUAGUGGUACUAUCAUGGCUGUAAAGAGGAUAACUUUCACAGAGUGCAACCAGGAGCAGAAGCGCCUGCUGAUGGACCUCGACGUCUCCAUGCGCACCAGUGACUACCCCAACACAGUACAGUUCUACGGGGCGCUGUUUCGAGAGGGUGAUGUAUGGAUCUGUAUGGAGGUGAUGGACGUGUCACUGGACAAGUUCUACCACAAGGUGUUCAGCAAAGGAAAGACCAUCCCAGAGAGCAUUCUGGGGACUAUUGCCUUUUCGGUGGUGAGUGCCCUGCACUACCUCCAGAGCCAACUGCACGUGAUCCACCGGGACGUGAAACCGUCCAAUAUCCUGCUGAACCGGCGUGGAGAGGUGAAGAUGUGCGAUUUCGGCAUUUCCGGCUACCUGGUCGACUCGGUGGCCAAGACGGUCAACGCCGGCUGCAAGCCAUACAUGGCCCCCGAACGGAUCAACCCAGAGCGCUCGGACAUGGGCUAUGACGUCAAGUCCGACGUUUGGAGCUUGGGCAUUACCAUGAUCGAACUGUCCAUAGGCAAGUUCCCGUAUCCCACCUUCCGAACCCCGUUUGAGCAGCUGAAGCAUGUGGUCGAAGACGACCCUCCUAGACUGCCGACUGGACAGUUCUCGCCAGAAUACGAAGAUUUCAUUGAUGCCUGCCUACAAAAGCACCCGACGAAGAGGCCGACUUAUCCGCAGCUGCUCAACAUGCCGUUUCUUCAGCAUCACUCUCAAGGCUCAGAGGAGAUCUCCGAAUUCAUUGCCGCUAUUCUCGACGGCACCGAGGUCAAGAAAGAGUCCUCGCCAUCCGAAGAGCCAUAGCCGCACUGCUCCUAGCCAAUUGGGGAGGCUCGGCUACCGCUUAACUUCAGCUGCUGGGUGCCCAUGCUGAAACCGGCUGUUCACCCAGGUCUCUCUCGUAACCCAGGUUGUCGUUGCAUGCCGGCAGUCCCAGCAGAUCUCGCCAAAGCUUAUCACGACGAGUCGCUGGGCUCGCCAGUGUCCAGCAAGGAGUUGUCCUCAAGUUUAGCAAGUCUGAAACCUCGAAAGGAAGCCUGCCACUGCUGCGAAAAACGGCGAGUCUCAUGGGCUUUUGGCAGCCUUUGGCAUCUCUCAGCAUCACUUGCAGUCUCGAUGUGCCCAAACUCCAUGUGCCUGGGGCACGGCGCAACGUUCCUGUUGCACUAUACGAUGUGUCAUCGUGAAAAUUGGCUUUCAGAUGUCCAAGUACUCUCAUCUCCGAGACAAAUCGCCCUUCUUCAGUGAUGUAACAGGACCGAGUUGUGACCGUGUGCAAUCACCUUACACUGCUCUCUUUUUGGGGGUGCAUCUUAAUUUACCAAGACACACCGGACAAGCUCCUGCAAAGAACAGUGACCAGUGAAUCACGGUCAGUCAAGAGGGACCGUAAAAUGCCAAUGUGCCGAAUCGAACCAAACUACUGUACAGAAGACGGUACCGCGCUUCCAGUGGAGUGUAGCUGGUUUUUGGUGCAGCGUCGACGGUGGCCCGAACGAUAGUGCCGAAAGCAAUUUUUUGCUAGGCAUAAAAAGUGGCUUGUAGUCAAAGAUAGAAGUCUGCCUCGCUAAUUAAGCGAGAAAGAUGUGUGAGCCUAGAAUGGAGCUAAACUUUCGUGUGCGCAUCCGCAACAGUGCAUCGUACCAGUGAAGUUUCACUCAUGGCCUAACGCAGUUCAAAUACUGUUGGCCUAUGGUCUCGUGUACCUUAACAGACCUUUGAAGCAUGUCUCGUUUUUGCACUUGUUUUCUGUUCUCCUGCUCAUGUUCUUCUCUGUCAACAUUUUUUUUUUGUAGGAGAGGAAAAAGACUAUUUAGUGAACCUCAUCUCAUCCGGUGAAGGAUCGAAGUUGUAGCUUAGUAGAUCUGAGAGAAAUUGUGUGUACCUUCUGCGAGUUAUAAGUGUGGACAGACCGUUUCAUGCGGCUCGAAAGCCACGUGAAGCAGAAGAACCGUGCCCCGUCCAUAACUUGGUACGUACUCACCUAAGUGCAGAGCGAGUCUGCAAUUAUUCUUUCACUUGGAAACCUGUCAAUGCAGUGGAUGCCAAUAUUACAUGAAUUUGCCUUGAAGCGUCGCACAGUAGUGCUGUGCUUUAUGAGUCAUUGUGCAGCUUUCCUUCGACUCUGCACUGCGCUGGCGUCAUGGAUUCUUGCUUAGCUUUCGUCAUGCGUGUAGCGAUGAAUGUAGCACGUACAAGGUUCUGAAGUGCCUCUGCUGGAAAAAAUGAAAGCACUAAUCGUGCCAACAGGAACGGUGCAAAUGCCGUUUUCCUACGAUGGCAAGCCUAAUGGUGAUGGCCAUUAAGGUGUCCAGUAACGUAACUAAUCUGGUCUGAAAUGCUAAGCGUAAUCGCUUAUUGCGGCUCGCCAUAAUGCAUGCAUUUUUUUGAUGGUGCCAGUAAUCAUUGACAAUAAUGAAAGUUGUAUUUUGGGAAGUGUUUUGUUCGUUAUAUAUCAAAACAGUGAACAAGAGUUGACACAGGCAAAAUUGCGAUAGAAGCUACAGUGCAAUUAUUUACUAAUGCGAUGCAACGCUAAGGAAUUGUUGUUCAGAAUACGUGCUGUAAAUUUCCCGAAGUUGCUGGGUAAAAAAAUGAUGGAGUGAAAAGAUUGCCUUUAUAUGUAUGUAUUAUCGCUAGGCUUAAUGUAUAUCAUUUUGUUUUUUGCAGUAUUUGUUCAGGAAAUAACAUCAUAUUUCUGCCUCAGUGACGAGAUUGUUAACAAGGUGCUUUGCCCAGGCCUAGUUUUAGGUACACCGAUAGCUCUGAUAUUUUGAUAAGUGCUGACAGAUGUAAAAAAAAGAUUGCCUUUCUAGAGGAGCGGAUUUGAAGAUAUAUUCGUCAGAGGUUUAACACUUUGUUGUUGAAUCACAGUUUGAGUGUAGUACAAAGAAAAAGUUUUUCACUGUAACUGAUGCCAUGUUUAAUUCGAAGUUUUCUGUUUCUCUUUUAAAUGGAAUACUCAUUGAACUUGAAAGCAUGAUCAACUAUAUUAUAAAACUGUGUCUAGAAAUGCAUUAUAUUCCUGUUUUUAAUGUCGAGGAAUGCUUACGGUGAUUUUUGGUCGGUGUCAAUGAAAAUUUCACCGAUGACUAGGCUUAAUGUACCGCCCGGUGUCUGGUGUAUGAACGACUGCGUUUGAAGAUUGUUCUCACUUUUGCAGAGCACUUUUUAUGGCAGGUGAAAUUGAGCUCGCCUUCAUCUCUCGGCAGCAAAAUUAACCCAUGUGUGACUUUCGGGAGCUUACCAUGUGCGUGCUGCUUCCGAUAGAUGUCUGCUUUUCAGCCUCUUCAAAAGUGCCUGUAUAUUUACAAUCUUUUUUUUUUCUUUUGCUGCUUGUUCAGGAGUUGUUUUUAAUAAGGAAAUACUUCUAGUGACUUCCACCAUUGACUUGCUUUAUGGCAAUAAAGCAUCAAAGUCAUACUUGUUAGAAAA
Rhipicephalus microplus (southern cattle tick) is the source of this 4636-nucleotide messenger RNA. RefSeq names its product dual specificity mitogen-activated protein kinase kinase lic (gene lic). Gene Ontology annotation, biological process: protein phosphorylation; stress-activated MAPK cascade. The record is from RefSeq and is a predicted model, not a curated record. Lineage: Eukaryota; Metazoa; Arthropoda; Arachnida; Ixodida; Ixodidae. Gene Ontology annotation, molecular function: MAP kinase kinase activity; ATP binding.